UUUUUUUAUAACGGAUCAAAUUCCCACGAUGCAGCAAAAACCUAAAAUAAAACCGAGUCGGAACCAAAAGUGUCGCAUCGCCAAAAAACCCGCGUCGGGCCGUUUUCGCGGUGACUCACAACGCCAUUGAUCAGGAGCCGUAACAUCACACAGGCUGGUUGAAAUGGAAGGGGGAGGGGCACCGGGUGUCGACCUGAGCAGGAAGUUUGUGUCGGAAUCUGAGCUUGAUGAGAAAAGAAAGAAAAGACAGGAAGAGUGGGACAAAGUGAGGAAACCCGACGAUCCAGAGGAGGCUCCGGAGGAGGAGUACGACUCUCGUACCCUCUUCGAGCGGCUGCAGGAGCAGAAAGACAAGAAGCAGGAGGAAUAUGAGGAGCAGUUCAAAUUCAGGAACAUGGUGAGAGGAUUGGAUGACGAUGAGAGCAGCUUCCUGGACGAGGUCUCCCGGCAACAGAGCCUGGUGGAGAAGCAACGCAGGGACGAGGAGAAGAAGGAGCUGUUGGAAUACAGAAGCGCUCUAGUGAAGAAGGCAUCGACUGAAACCCGCAAAGAACCUGAAAAGAAGGCAGCGCCUAAACAUUCAGGAUCAGAGCAAAGGACCAGUCACCUGUCUCAAGCCCAUUUAUUGGCUGGAGCUGUAAAGAGACGCAGUUCCUCCCAGUCGUCAGACACCAGUAAGAGACAGAAGGUGGAAAUCACAGCGGCAACGACAGGAAACGGAGACAGACACACAGAACAGGAGGCAGGAGGAGCAGGGGGAGCUGAAGACCAACAAACCGUCCCCGACCUGACGUCCACGACGCCCUCGGCUCCCCAGGGCUCCGGCCAAGGCGUCUUACACCUGCCGUCCGCAGCUGUGUGCGUCGGCGUUUUACCGGGAAUGUGGGUGUACUCUGGCAGCAGCGACUCUGACAGCAGCUCGGACAGCGAAGUGGCUCUCAAACGUGACACCGCCGCCCUUCCUUUCCCUUAAUCACGUCUCACGCAGUUUAAGCCGAGCAACCAAUCCCGCACUCUGACGACAUCCUGCCCCACCCCACCCCCCCCUCCCGUCCCAAGCCACAGCGACUGCAAGUUGUGCUAUUGGCUGAGGGAACAGUGAUUGACAGCUGUGGAGCGAGGAAGAGACUGUGACACAUGACUCAGAGGAGAGAAGGAAGGACGCGCUUCUUUCUCUCUUCGGGUUCAAUGCAAAGUUUGACAAAUGUUCGUGUGUGUUCGUGUGAUGUGACGUGUUUUUCCCGUCAGUCUCGUUGGAAAGAUGCUGGAAUGUUUUCUGUCGUCUCGGCUUUGUGUUGUUGGCCAAAGUCUGAGCAGAGAGAAAUAAAUAAAGCUUUCCCUUGUUCUGUGUGUUUACUGUGUCGAUGAAUGUGUGAGACAGAGACAACUGCAGAGACACUUAACAGAACUCAAACCUCCACAGUCUCCUUGAAUUCACACUCAUAGAUAUCAGUUCCCUAAAUAUCUAUUUUUACUUUAUAAAGAUCCAAGAAUCAUUCUUGGGUAAUUGGUGAUAAUGUCAAAAACGCUCCGUCUUGCAAUGUUAUGGAAAGUGUUCAGAUUAAUUCCUGGAUCCACUUUCCUGUGUGUUUACACCUGAUUCAAUGGCGGUGUUGAGUUUUAUCAGGUUUGAUGUUUUCCUAUGUGAGAAAAGUAGAAAGCUAAAAUGUUGCCACCAGAGGCUGAUGGGAAUUUCAUGGGUUGGAUGUAUUUAGUUAUAAUUAUUGUAUCAAAAGACUGGAACAAUGUCUCGGGCUGAAUUUGCAUUGCUGGAGAAUUUCUAAUGUGGCUUAAAAUCCAUUGGACAUAAUUUAGAAUUUACGGUAAUUUUUGCCUUCAUUCUUCCAUUACUUCAUUUAAAAACCUUGAGUGGAUUCUAGGAGUUAAAGUUUUUAAUUUGUCCCGAUCAAAUCAGCAGUGAGUCGUGAAGCUGAGGUCAGAAUGUGAAGCUGCUGUAACUUUGCAUGAAUGAGUCUAAAUAAAAAAUGGAAAUCAGAAA
This is a messenger RNA of Hippoglossus stenolepis (Pacific halibut), 1999 nucleotides long. RefSeq names its product proteasome activator subunit 3 interacting protein 1 (gene psme3ip1). The record is from RefSeq and is a predicted model, not a curated record. The transcript is spliced from 8 exons. Gene Ontology annotation, cellular component: nucleus. The coding region runs from base 164 to 973 and encodes 269 amino acids. Lineage: Eukaryota; Metazoa; Chordata; Actinopteri; Pleuronectiformes; Pleuronectidae.